AUUCAUGGCUUAGUUUUAAACGUAGCGUUGCGGUACUAGAUCUGUAAUUCGUAACGCUUACUGGUUAUCAAUCUAUGCACUCCUAGUUUCGCUUUCUUAAUCCUUUGAUUCUAAAGCUUAUAUGAUUGCUAAUUUUUUUUAUUGCUAGUGCUUAUAUGAAAUAGUGCAUUUUGUACGAUUUUGGGGACUUCGGCUAUCCUCCUCUGUCCAUUAUCGUUAUCCUUGCUCACGUUACUCUAUAUGCUCUUCUUGUGCACAGGACACUUGUCCAAUACUCGUUACUUCAUGAACUAAGAUACUGUCCUUACUUAGCACCCGUCUCCUUACGAGAGCAUUGCUUUCUCGGUGGUUCCAGGUCAUUCUAGCAAUGCUUCUAAGACAUUUAUAAUCGAAUACUAAUAACCUACGAAUGGUCAUGUUUCGCAUCCAUAUAGUAGGCUGGAGCUAAAUACUGCACACUAGACUCGUCCUUAGGUUAGCAAACGGGUAUCUCUUCUAUGCUAUAAGUGACGAAGUUUGGCGAAAGCCAGUCGAGACUUCUGUAUCCGUGCUGAGAUUUCGUCACACAUCAGAUCAACUAAUUCACUCCUUAUCGCUAGUUCAGAUACAUACGCAAGCAGAUCUUGAAGCACCAUUUUGCUUUUCGAGGAAGAAAACCGAAUCCCUAUCAUGUUUGUAUUGUUGCUUAUGGUAGUCAGAAGACUGUGUUUUGUCAGUGUCUUGAUCAAGUAGAACUAUCUCAUCAGGAAAUUCUAAUACACCAAGCGAGUCUCCUAAGAAGUGACGUAUCUAAAAUCAUGUCAGUCACAAAGUUAAACGAGAGUGGAGAAAGUAGACAACCUUGAUGAACAUCAUUUGUGGUAAUGGCUUCCGAAUACUGUUCCCCAUAAACUCAGACGUAGGCAGUACUGCUUGAGUAGAGAGCUUCUAUACACCUUUGAAAAUGAUAGACACCGUCAUCCUCACGAUCGACUUCGCCAGACGCUGCCCUAAGAUCCUGGAAUACAAUUAUUGUCGGACGCCUGAUUGUGUUUCUGUGUUCUAGGACCUGAGGAAGUAUGAAUAUCUGGUCUGUGCAGCCACGUCCAGGUCUGAAACCAGCUUAGUUAUCUCGAGUCUCCUCUUCUUGAGCUUUAGUCAGGCGUCUAUAUAUUAUCAAGACUAACAUAGAAACUAUGUUAGUUAAGCCGAUUCCUCUGUGGUUGUCACAAGAGAACUUUUGUCUUUUCUUAUGGACCGGGACAAUCAGUGAUUGGGACCAGUCAGACGGGAUUACGCCCAGUUCCCAGAUUCCGCCUAAGAUCUCAGUCAAUCUAACUGUUAGAAAUGGACUACCAUCCUUAAAAAUUUGAGGGGUUAACCUAUCAGUGCCCGCUGCUCUCCGUCGCUUUAGAUUUCCUAUAGCCUUUCCAACUUUGUUAGGGAUCGGAGGACCUACAUCGAUUCGCCAUGUAAGUUGACUGGAGAUCGUGGGUAAGCGAAGUGUGGCUGAAGGCCAGUUGAAUUGAUCCAUGAAGUGUUCUGCCUAUCGAUCUAAUCUACUGGAUUGAAAAUGAAUCAUAGUCUCACUAACAGUCGGAUUUCGAAUAUCAGUUUGCUUGAUAAAUCUGAAUAGUUUUCUACUGUUAACUAUCGCCCCUGCCUUUUCCAUCGUCCUUGCUUUCGGUACCCAGCACUGUUCGCGAUCAUUGCGUAGCUCUUUUGUCAGCCUGCACUUCGGCUUCCUCCGCUCUUAGUCAUGUUCAGAGCCAGGUGGGAUAAGUGUACAAACGUCUCUCAGUCCAGUAGAUGCUACCGAAAUCAACUACACUCUAACCCUAUGGUUUAUCUUACUAGCAGAUAUCACUGCCGCUUCCACAGCUUUUCGGAUAUGAUUCCAAGCUGCUUACUUUUCUUCUAGUUGCCCAUGAACUAUAUUCUUAAAUUUGCUAUCACUGAGUAGAACCAUAAGAGGUUUCCUUGCAGUGUCCUUCCUCUGUCCAGUAAGACGCAAAGAAAUACGUGUUCGUAGUAUAGUAUGAUCUAAAUCUAAACAUGUGCUUUAGAACAAGCGACAGUCUUCUAUCGAGCCUCUCCAUCGGUGGCAGAUAUCCAUGUGGUCUAGUCUGGUUCAGGGUUAGGACGACUUUGGUGGUCUACAUGUCAACAUAAGGCAGUUAUCAUACCGAAUGAAUUCAAAAUCUUGGUGACUUGCAGCUUUCUCUUUUACUACACUACUUAUCCUUUUUUAUCAAUAAAGUCAUAGGACAGCCGCAUUAAUGUAAUAUUAUGAUUCUUUUACAGAUUAAGGAUGCAAGAUAGUGUUUGUGAACGUUUUGUUCGACGUUACUUACUAUCGAGGAAUUUCAAAGAUACACUAAAUGCAUUCGAAACGGAGUAUUCCAAAGAAAAAAGUAGAGGGAAAUUUCAGCCAUCGGACAUUGUCGAUCAACUUCAAGAAGCAAUAUACGACUCUAAUUUAACUCAACUGACCAAUCAGUGGAGCUUCUUAGAAAAUACAUUAUUUCACCGGUUAUCAGGUGAUAAACAACUUGCUGCCAAUGAACUCAAAGUGCAUGUUUUUCGUACGUAUUUGGUGCAGGCUAAAAUAAAGAAACGUCAAGCUAAAAUGACUGAGUUUUUUGAAUUACUUUCUUCGCAGUUUCAGUUGGGAAGAGAAGAAUGGCAAAGUUGGUGUGCUUUGCCGUAUGCAGCAGAUCCUAAAAUGCACCCGGAGUUUUUUAUGUAUUUUACAAAGUCUUGGAUGGAUGUGUUGAUUUUGUCAUUGACAAACUUCCUCUGUUUAAUAAAUUACUCUGAAAGUAACCAAAGCAGAGUAUUUUUUGAGACAGAGUUUCCAAACCGAAAGACUAAACCAAGUACAAACGAAAAAACAUCGACCUCAGGGAACCAACUACCAUUUGGAGAGCCCCUUGAUGAUUUCAAUGAACUGGGAACUAUCCGAACACAAUCAAAAAUUUCGUGACCGUUUCACAGGUUCAGGGGUGUGUAACAAGUAUAGCUUAUGUUAAUAACUUAUUUUUGCUUUGCAUGGUUCUUCAUAGGCUGGCUGUUGAACAUAUUCAACUUAAACAUUCCUGAAUAAUCAUGAACGUUUGUAUUUGACGGAGAAAACCUCUUCCUUACACAAUUGAUCUUUAUUUGUGUAGUAGCUAAAUACUUUUCCUAAAAUUGAGCACUUAUCUCAGAUGGAGGAGGGCCUGUUUAAUCCCCAUAAACCUUUUGCAUUAAUUGUGUUUUGUUAAUUUCUCUGACUUUUAAACCAAACUUUUCAGCUAAACCUAUUCAUUUGAUAUGUCCUUCGAUUUUGCUACAAUUAAAGAUGUUAUGCAUCAUUAAUUCGAUCUUCUCUUAUAUUUGUUCCGUACUUGCAACAGUCAUUAAGAUCUGACUGUUACAUUAACUGGGGACAAUCAAAGACGAUAAAAAGUUGUCUGUUAAAUGAUCGACGAAGCGGAAAUUCAAAGUAUUUUACUGUAGUUUAAAGAUGUAUGAGUCAUGAAUAUGAAUCUAUUGGUUAAAAUGGCACUAAAUUGUAC
Messenger RNA from Schistosoma turkestanicum, 3539 nucleotides. The record is from the annotation of a GenBank genome assembly. NCBI's taxonomy places the organism in Eukaryota, Metazoa, Platyhelminthes, Trematoda, Strigeidida, Schistosomatidae.